Messenger RNA from Penicillium maclennaniae, 4218 nucleotides. RefSeq names its product putative sensor histidine kinase/response regulator (gene fphA). The transcript is spliced from 2 exons. The record is from RefSeq and is a predicted model, not a curated record. The coding region runs from base 1 to 4218 and encodes 1405 amino acids. Lineage: Eukaryota; Fungi; Ascomycota; Eurotiomycetes; Eurotiales; Aspergillaceae. Gene Ontology annotation, molecular function: phosphorelay sensor kinase activity; protein binding. Gene Ontology annotation, biological process: regulation of DNA-templated transcription; detection of visible light; phosphorelay signal transduction system.
AUGGAUUCCUCGAGUUCGCAAAACAGCCGGUCGGUGACUCCGCGGAAGCGGUCGGAGAGUGUGGCGCACGCUUCACGACCGGCUUCGAGGGAUGCGACUGCUGGAGAGGAACCAGAGACCAGAGACCGUUCUCAAUCUUUCAGACACCCCGAGGGUGUCGACACCUCGACCGACAGAGUGUUCCCCAUCCGAUCGGUAGUCAGCGUUGGUCCUCAGAAUGGCGCAUCGCUGUCAAGAGGCACCACCUCUCCCAUCGCUGAAGGCGCCCCGAGAUCAUACAACAUCAUUGACUCCAAGACUUGGGACGAACUCCAGUCCCACGCACAGCAGCAUCCUCUCCCUGAACCCGAACCUACCGCUCCAACCGAUACCGUGCGCCAUGAGACUCAAGCCACCAAUGACGAGACGGAGCUAGGUGCACAUUCUCAAGCCAAUGAAAUCGUGCAACACCCAGAGCUGUACGCCGAAACCAAGAGCGAUAACCGGUCCUCAACAGAUUCAACGACUUUGCAAGUGCCACAGCAGUCUCAGUCAUCUGGCACUAGCGAACCUUACGACCUGGUCACCUCACGUUUCAAGCACGUGAUGACCGACGGAGGUCAUGCAGUGAUUACCGGGCGUGGCGGAAAGAAGUUUCAAUAUUGUGAGGACGAGCCGAUUCGAAUCCCUGGUGCGAUCCAAAGCUUUGGUGUUAUGAUCGCAAUGCGCGAGGAGUCACCCAACCAGCUCGUCGUUCGGGUAGUCAGUGAAAACUCCGAGCAAUUCACAGGCUGGUCACCAAAACAACUGUUCGAGUUGGAGAACUUCUGUGAGGUCUUGAGCGACGAUCAAGCAGAUUCAUUCCUAGAUCACAUUGAUUUCGUCCGUGAUGAUGCCUACGACCCCACCCUGGAUGGCCCGGAGGUAUUUCUCUUAUCUAUCCAGCUGCCAUCUGGAGACGCGCGGCGCUUCUGGUGCGCAGUGCAUAUUAGCCAAGCUCAGAAAGACUUGAUAAUUUGCGAGUUGGAACUGGAAGAUGACGAUAUCAACCCGUUAGACGCUGGAGGGCACGCGACACCGGCCACUCCAAUUGACACAUUGGGUGUUUUCCCGAGUCCUGACCAGUUCGCAGCUAGCACGAUAAAUUUAAGCCAGCCGCUUCGAGUCCUUCGAAAUGCUAGGCGGCGGAGGGGCGAGGCAGCCGCGAUGGAGGUAUUCAGCAUUUUGACCCAGAUCCAAGACCAGUUAGCCAGGGCCAAUGACCUGGAUUCUCUGCUCAAUAUCGCAACCGGUCUUGUCAAAGAGUUGACUGGAUUUCAUCGAGUCCUGGUUUAUCAAUUUGACAGCAGUUGGAAUGGCCUCGUUGUUGCCGAGCUGGCCGACCCGAAGGCCUCCAUCGAUCUGUUCAAGGGCCUUCAUUUUCCGGCAUCUGACAUCCCCGCGCAGGCGCGCGAACUGUACAAAAUUAACAAGGUCCGGCUCCUUUACGACCGAGACCAUCAGACUUCACGCUUAGUAUGCCGAACGCUGGAGGAUCUUGAAACGCCUUUGGAUAUGACGCAUGCUUAUCUGCGGGCAAUGUCACCAGUCCAUAUAAAGUAUCUUGCCCACAUGCAUGUUCGAUCAUCAAUGUCCAUCAGCGUCAAUGCGUUCAAUGACUUGUGGGGCCUCAUAUCAUGUCAUUCCUAUGGUGACAAUGGUAUGCGGGUUUCCUUCCCGAUACGGAAGAUGUGCCGCCUGUUAGGCGACACUGUUUCACGGAACAUCGAGCGGCUUUCAUAUGCAUCUCGCCUCCAAGCUCGAAAGCUGAUCAAUACCGUUCCUACCGAGGCGAAUCCAUCCGGCUACAUCAUUGCCUCUACCGAUGAUCUCUUGCAACUCUUCGAUGCAGACUACGGUGCGCUCUCGAUACGCGACGAGACGAAGAUCCUCGGUGACAAUGCCCAUUCGCAGGAAGUUCUUGCUCUGUUGGAGUUCCUGCGAAUGCGUCAGAUCAACUCAGUUGUCUCAUCCCACGACAUCAUCAAAGACUUUCCCGAUUUGCAGUAUCCUCCGGGUUUGAAAGCUAUUUCGGGAUUGCUUUAUGUGCCCCUCUCAACAGGUGGCAGUGAUUUUAUCGUCUUCUUCCGCAAGGGCCAACUCUCGGAGAUCAAAUGGGCCGGCAAUCCCUACGAGAUUGCGAAACGCAAAGAGACUGCAGGCUUCUUGGAACCGCGAAAUAGCUUCACUGCCUGGCGCGAAACUGUUCUGAGUCAAUCUCGCGAGUGGUCCGAGUCGGAUGUUGAGACAGCCGCCGUUUUAUGCCUUGUUUAUGGUAAAUUUAUUAAGGUUUGGCGACAGAAGGAGGCUGCCAUGCAGAACUCUCAACUUACCCGUCUGCUCCUCGCCAAUUCAGCACACGAGGUUCGCACUCCGCUCAAUGCAAUCAUCAACUACCUUGAGAUCGCUUUGGAAGGUGCCCUUGAUACUGAAACCCGCGAAAGCUUGACGAAGUCGCAUUCCGCUUCCAAAUCUUUGAUAUAUGUCAUCAAUGAUCUUCUCGAUCUCACAAACACCGAAAAGGGUCAAGAGUUGAUCAAGGACGAGUCAUUCGACCUUCAGUCAACAUUCCAGGAAGCGACUGACAUGCUGGCCGGUGAAGCCAAGCGCAAGAACAUUUCCUACACAGUGACAAUCCAACCUGGAAUCCCCCCGUUGGUCCUUGGGGACCAGCGACGCGUGCGACAAGUUUUCUCAAACAUCAUCGCCAACGCCAUUCAGCAGACGAAGUCAGGCGCCGUUACUGUAGAGAUGUGGCGCUCCCCAACCCAGUGUGUGGAGGGUCAUAUUGCCGUGGAGAUCAUGGUUGUUGACACGGGUGCUGGCAUGUCCAAGUCAAAGCUAGAGGCGCUGUUUCAUGAACUUGAGCAAGUUUCAACAGACGAAAGUUACUACCCGGAGGAGGAAGAUCAGCAAGACCCUUCCAGUCAACAAAAGGUGGAUGGCAAGCGCGUACUGGGUCUUGGACUUGCUUUAGUCGCAAGAAUCGUCUACAGCAUGCAGGGCCAGCUUGGUGUCAAGUCUGAAGAGGGCAAAGGAAGUCGUUUCAAGGUUCUUCUCCAGUUUCCACUUCCCGAAGGGUCUUCAUCUCAGGCGACUACUAUCACUACCCCUGGUCAUGUCACUAUUCCGCCCACGCCCAUGAUCUCUGACCGGGAAUUUAGACUGGUCCAUGGAGCUACGGAUCUUCGCCAGACACGGCGCAGGAGCUCCGAAAGCCUUCAAAGUGCAGGCAGUUCUCGUAGCGGAAAGAGUCAGGCAGAUCGCUUGAUCAGUGCCAUGCAGGAACCUCCACUAUCUCGAAAGUCACGGCGUGAGAGUUUGGAUUUAAAGAGUCCGAAGUAUCUCGCUAGCUCGCCGAGUACAGACAACAGAUCCGUUCCCCAGUCGGUAGGGUCGCCUUCCGCAUCAAGUCUAAAGCGAUAUACCCCCCAAGACCACCUUGCCAGUCUCUCCACUGUCACCAAUACACCGCCAGUUCAGCUGCAAGCUCUGAUGACGCCGCCCGCGCCGGGCACCGAAAACAUCACCGAUUCUGGAGUUCCGAUGGGUGCUCUCCAUAUUCCUAAGCAUGCUGUGAAGCACCCCUCAAAGCACAGCGGGCAAUUGAUGGAACAAUCUUACUUCCCUCUUAUGCGUGUAUCAACUAAAGAACCUUCGGAACCUGCAUCCACGGAGGCUGCGGUGUCUACCACCCCAACUUCGAUACCUCCGGCAAACCCUCAGCUGCUGCAGGUGCUUGUGGCAGAAGACGACCCAGUCAACAGCAAAAUUAUUGAGAAGCGUCUCACGAAGCUCGGACAUACAGUCAAGCUCACCGGCAAUGGCGAGGCGUGUGCAUCGGCCUUUGUCGUCGCUAGUAAGGCUUUUGAUAUUGUCCUGAUGGAUAUUCAGAUGCCUAUCGUCGACGGAAUGAUUGCCACUCAAAUGAUUCGAGAACACGAGUCAAAAACACCGACCGAUGUCCUCUCCGACAAAGCCAAGGGUAAUUCGCGAGUUCCGAUCUUUGCUGUUUCUGCAUCCCUGCUUGAAUCAGAGAAGAAGACAUAUAUGCAAACCGGAUUCGACGGCUGGGUCAUGAAGCCUAUCAAUUUUGCUCGGCUGAAUGUGCUUUUAAGUGGUCUUAUUGACCCCGAGGCUAGGAAGGCAGCUACAUAUAAGCCUGGACAGUGGGAGAAUGGUGGCUGGUUUGAUCGCUAA